Molecule: messenger RNA, 4706 nt
Organism: Aphanomyces astaci
Lineage: Eukaryota; Oomycota; Saprolegniomycetes; Saprolegniales; Verrucalvaceae
Exons: 16
Coding region: 1-4479 (1492 amino acids)
Biological process (GO): microtubule-based movement; mitotic spindle organization
Molecular function (GO): ATP binding; microtubule motor activity; microtubule binding
Source: RefSeq, a predicted model, not a curated record
AUGAAUGAAAACUCGCAAAAUGGCGCAAGUCGCAGCGGACAGUGCGUGGAAGUGGCCGUGCGCGUGCGGCCGUUCCUUCCCAAGGAGAUGCUGAGUGGAACCAACGGUGUUAAUGGCUCAACGGUGGGAUCCGUCGCCAUCGACAAAGAGUACAACGCGAUCCAAGUCACGUCAGCGUCGACGACCGCGUCGUUCUGCUUUGAUCACGUGUUGGGACCGGAAUGCACGCAGGAUCAAAUGUUUGCGCGGGUGUUGCAGCCGAAAGUGUUCACGUUCCUCAACGGAUUCAACACGACCGUCAUUGGGUACGGUCAAACCGCAAGUGGCAAGUCGCAUACUAUUGGAAGCGGGUUGACAAACCAAAGCGAAGCGCACUGGGGCCUCAUCCCGCGCAUGUUGCACGAGAUCUUUCGCAAGAUCGAAGCCGACAAGCUCGACGCGCAACUACACGUGUCCUUUCUCGAGAUUUACGGCGAAGACAUCCACGACUUGCUGCUACCGAUCACGAACACCAAGACAUCCAGGACCCCGCUCAACUUGCGGCAGGACCGGUCCGGCGUGUUUGUCCAGGGCAUCCGCGAGGUGCCCAUCACGAGCGCCCACGCCGCCCUCGAGCAGCUGCGCAUCGGGUGCAUGGCGCGCAUCACCGGCAGCACGGAAAUGAACGACUCGUCCAGCCGAUCCCAUGCCGUGUACACGCUGACGCUGGUUCAAAAGACCCAGCGCACCCAGCCAGACGACGCCACGUUUGUCGACACGGUCACGACCAUAUCGAAAUUUACAUUUGUCGACUUGGCCGGCAGCGAACGGUUGAAGAAAACGAUGGCAGAAGGCACGCGGAUGAAGGAAGGCAUUCAAAUCAAUGUGGGUCUACUGGCGUUGGGAAACGUAAUCAACGCACUGGGGGAAGACGACCAGAGCGACCCAAAGAAGAAGAGCGGCGACGGCACCGCCAAGUUUGUUCCGUACCGGUCCUCCAAGCUCACGCGGCUGCUGCAGGACGCGUUAGGCGGCAACAGUCGCACGCUGUUCAUUGCAUGUGUGUCGCCAGCGUGGGGCAACGCCGCCGAGAGUUUGAGCACGCUGCAGUAUGCCAACCGCGCCCGAAACAUUCAAAACAAGGCGGUCAAGAACGUGGAUCCGCGGUCUGCUGAAGUGUCCAACUUGCAUGCGUACGUGAGCAUAUUGCAGCGCGAGCUCGUACGCUCCAAGUACUUGGAAAACCCAUCAGAUGACACCAAAUUGAAUGCGUUGUUGGCGGACCCAACUAUCCAGCACUUUUUGAAAACGUUAAAGGGCCAAGGCCAGGACGCGCCGCUGUCGUCCGCUCCGCCGGAUAACCGUCCCGCGCCAAACAACAAUAACGAAAAUGAAGACGACGACGACGAGAACCCCAUGGAUGUGACGCGAAUCCCUGCCUGCCUCUGUAUAUUGGAACUCGGUCUGGAAAAGGAAGCCGCGGUGGCCGACUUGGCUCGGUGCGAGCGGGAACUGCAUGUGGAGCGACAGACUUUGGAACUCAAACGAAGGCGGGAAAGGGCGCGUCGGGAUACGCUCGAGCAGCACGUGGUGGCGCUGAAAUUUGACCUGGCACAGUACGACACGUGGCAGCAUGAGCUGGCGUCAUGGCACGACCAAAAGCUGAAACAUCCAGAGGACCAAACUGUGCACGACGAGUGGAAACGAGCCCACGACAGACUCCAGCCCCUGAAAAAGGUGUACGCAGUGUGGAAGUACACGACCGACCGCCUGGACGAGGCCAAGGUGACCGUGGACGCUGUGCAACAAGCGAUGGAGCAGUUGGAAGACAAGCUAAACAACCAACGACAAGUGACUGCUCACGUUGUCGACACAAAAGACAAGGAGAUUGAACAUGUUCGAAAGUACCCGCAGAGCGCGACCAAGUGGAGCCACGUGAGCUGUAUCCAGCACUUGACAGACUUGGAGACCAUGUACGGCAAAGACAUGCUGAAACGCAUGCUUCGGCAGUUGGAAGACGGGGAAAGUCGCUUGUUGACCUGGCUUGACUCGUACACUGCCGAGACUCCGACUCACCCGAGGCAUCCCCGAGCACAAGCGUAUGCCACCGACGUUGUGAACCGACUGCACAUGGAAGAUACCGAGGCGAUGCUGAUGCAAGCCCUGCGAAAACGCGCGAGUGUAUUGAAAAAGUUGCUUCAAAAAGGGCCACUGGGGGACAAUGACAAGGUGGAACUGCAUGCGAUUGACGAGUCGAUUCAAACGCUGAGCGACACGUUAAAGCGAUUGGCGUCGUCGCUGUUAUCGUCCCAACCCGAGAUGGAAACAUUGACGGGGGACGAAGCCGCGGCGGUGAUUCAGGACCUGGUGAUGCUCUUGCAAGAGAGCAAGCGCAUGGAGUUGUGUGCCGUGGUGGCCAAGCAACAAACCCCCAGUGUAUCAUGUUGUCAAGGAGGUAGUACGAACAUUUCUGCGACAACGUCCACGGUGCUGGCCACGGAAGAGUUGGAAAGUCAGCUGCAUGCAUUGAAACUCCACCACGAGCAAGAGAUGAUUGACCAGCUCAAGACUCGCCAAGACAAUCACGACGGAGUGUACGCGGCCCUGGAAGCGUCCGAGGCGCAAGUCGCCGAGCUCAAGCUGCAAGUGCAAUCGCUGACCAAACAAAUCGAAGAAGGCAAGCAGCGCGAGUCGGCGUUCUCGGCACUCCAGCGGUGUCAAGAAAUGAUGGAUGAGCUGGGCAUCAAGGACGACGACAGCGACGAGCCGCUUCGAGACAUUACGACCAAGUGCCAGCAAGAAUUCGAGCGGCUGCUGCUAAAGAAACAAGAGUCAUAUGGGAUUCUCGAUAAGCUCACCCAGGCUAUUCGGCUAUGCGAACAGGCGCUGGGCUUACAACAGCACGCCGAGUUGCUGCCCACGACGGCGAAGCUGACGGAUCAAAUCACGUCGGCGCAGUCGACGCUGGCCGAAUUGGAGAACUCGGUCGCCCAGCGCGCGCUUUUGCGGCUGCGGAACCUCAAGACAGCGUCUGACUUGUGCGACGAGAUGCAACUGGGCGUCGUGUGCGCGCCCGUGCCCGAGUCGUCCGAGCACGAGGAGCGCAUGUCCACGGAACUGCAGCACCAACUCAUGCUUCAGGGCAAGAUCGCCGAGGAACUGCGGCGUCUGCACAACGACAUGUCUGUGUUUUCCAUGUUCGACUCGAUCGGGCAAAACAACGUGCGCGACAUUGUAAACCUCACGACGCGGCUGCUGGCCGAAGGCAACUUGCCCCUCGGGGAACAAGCGGUCGAAGACGACACGGUGCUUAUCGCGUUGCUCAACGAGAUGAAGGAGAGUCGGCUGCGCAAUAUGGAGGAAAUGAUGCACAAUACGCGGGGGUUGUUUGCGGAGCUGCAGUUUGUGGCCGAAGACUUGACCCACAUAAGCCAAAAGGUCGUGGACCGCCUGGCGUUUGCAUUUGACCCAACCAAUCUCGUCCAACGGGUGCUAAACACAGGGGGCGUCAUGGAUUUUACAAGCCACGGACUCUCGUUUAUGCAUGCGCUGUUCACAACGCUCUUGUCUAUCCGAGAAUGCCGGGUUCAAACGAGGCGACGCCUCAAGGUCAAGUGUGCGAUCGCCGACCGAAUGUACCAAUCAGCAAUGGCCACGUGUCAAAGCUGCUUUUACUCGCCACCGAAACAGAUGGUCGUGGAUCACCGCCACGACCACGUGGCCAACGCUGCGUUGACAGAGUGGUGCGAACACGCGUCGCUUGGCACGUUUCGAGUGCGCAAGGCGGCGCAGGCGUCGCUCCGGAUGAUCCAGCAAGAACUGGAUGCAUUUGGGAUGGAGGAGGCCACGGACCGACUCGACUUUAUCCUGGGCACGCGUAACCCUGUUGCAGGGAUGGCGGCGCACGGGAAGAACCUGCUUGAAAAGUACAUGCGCGAGUCCAACGAGGUAGUGACGGUGUCGCAGCUGACGACCAAACAACCAACCCGCGCGCCGUUGGUUUUGUAUGAAGUGGACCCGUACGCUGUGGAAUUGGACGCGAUGCUCAGUCAUGCCCUCGACAGCCAAGUGCUGGACCACCUCCAAACCGAACUGCACGAGUUUCAAACGCUUCAAACGAUCCUCUCGGACGCGUAUAAACGGCUCACGUCCCUUGGAAGUAUCAUGAAAUGUGUCACCCAGAUUCGCGAUUACAACAAAAAGAUUGCCGAGUUUGAGACGGCGGCGAGUGACAGCGACAGAUUGUUGGACCGACGCAACAGUUCACUUCGUCUCUUGGACGAGGAAAAGUUUCGCAAAACCGCUGCCAAGAAAUACCCCUUGUUGGUUCAAAAAGUGCGCGAAGAAAUUCUAAAAUGGACGUCCGAGACAGCAGACGGGUUUGACUUGUCGAUUUUGGGCCAAGACAUGCAAGCGUUGCUGCUCGAUACGAUGAACGUGAACACGGACCUGAUGCACCUGACGCUCCACAACAACAGUCGAAGGCGAAAAGCAGCGUAGGGAUUGAAGAUUAGUCACGUAACGAAAGUUAAAUUAAGCCAAGGCACCUGGAUACGACCACGUUGCCAUGGGAUGGAUGGACGGCACUGAGUGGUAUGUGUCGUCGUCCAGUGGAAGGGGUAGCCGAUUGGGCGCCUUCUCUCGAAACAAACUCCAGGCGCCCCCCAGCCACCACGGUGGACUUCUGAGACGUGGUGCAGCAACUUGCACGGCAACUCCGUGACCUU